AUGCCUACAGAACGAUAUUUUAAAAAAGUUCCUCCAUUCCCCUCUGAUGUUCCCGUCGCAAAGCUCCCCCGGCUAUCUUACGCCAAACUGCUAGCCCGCGAUGAAGCAGAGUCGGUAGCUUUAUUCAACGCAUCGCGAGGGUCGGGUUUUUUUCUGGUUGACUUUACCACUUGUCCCGAAGGACAGAAGUUUCUUGAGCAUGCCGAACGGAUGUUUGAGAUUAACGAGCAAGUCAACGCUCUGGAACAAGAUGAAUUGAUGAAAUAUGCUUACAGGCCACCCCACCAUCUAUUCGGAUAUAAACAUGUUGGAAAUUUGAAGAUUGAAGACGGUCGACCGGAUCGUUGCGAGUUCUACAACAUCGGACAAGACGAUAUCACUGGCGUAUCUGAUCCCCUCCCAAACCCACCGUUGAUCGAAAACAGCCGAAGCGAAAUAAAGACAUAUAUGGAAAAAGCAUACGAAGUACUCUCUCUGGUGUGUAGUCAUUUGGAGACUCAACUACGUUUGCCACAGGGGACUUUGGUCGCUCUCCAGCCACAGACUCGUCCCUCUGGAACUGCACUACGGAUGCUACGCUAUCUACCCCAGCCCGAGCAGGACCGCCAGACAAGUCUGUUGGGCCAUACGGAUAUUGGAUCUUUGACUCUUCUUUUCAACGUGCUUGGCGGUUUGCAACUCCUCUCACCGGGUGCGGACCCCAAGGACAACAACAGCUGGGUAUACGCCCAGCCGCAACCCGGCUGCGCAAUUGUCAACCUAGGCGAUGCCAUGGUAGAAUGGAGCGCAGGCAUUCUGCGAAGCAACAUGCACCGCGUGACCUUUGCCCCAGGUGAACAGAGCAAAAGCACUCGCUACAGCCUAGCAUACUUGAUUCGCCCCUUUGGUCAGGCGCCAAUGAAACGGCUUGCUGGCGGCGAGAGCUUGAUUCCGCCGUUGGAAGAAGGCGAAGAAGACAACAAGAUGACUGCAUCCGAGUGGGAAUCACACAAAGCCGUAGCGAUCAAGGCUGGGCGAGAUAAUGCGCGCAGUCGCGGGGGACGGGAGAUCAAACUAGAUGGGAAGAGUGAUAUUGUGAGUGGAUUUACUGUUGGGUCUGUCGGCGCUUCUCACACAAAGAAAAGAAAUAAUUGCGUGCUCUUCGCUGACAUUUACCUACUUGUAGAAUCCAUUAUCGAUGCUGCCAGCAGCGCCGCCUAUGGCAUGAUGAUUCAUUACACCGGAAAUGAAACCGGCCAGAUUCCCGGCAAGAUUCCAAACACGUGGUGGGAAGGUGGCGCUAUGUUUAUGGCUUUGAUUGAGUACUGGUACUAUACUGGAGAUACGACGUAUAAUAGCGAGGUUAGCACUGGCAUGCAGUGGCAAGCUGGUGAUGGCGACUAUAUGCCAUCGAAUUAUAGUAGUUAUAUUGGAAACGACGAUCAGAUGUUCUGGGGCCUUGCCGCCAUGACCGCCGCUGAAUUGAACUUUCCCGAGGUAUCAGAUGGAUACUCAUGGCUAUCCCUCGCCCAGGGGGUCUACAACACUCAGAUCGAACGCUGGGACUCGGAAGACUGCGGAGGAGGUAUGAGAUGGCAGAUAUGGAACUAUGAGAGCGGUUUUACGAUGAAGAAUUCCAUCUCCAAUGGCGGGCUUUUCCAACUAGCCGCACGACUAGCUCGAUACACCAACAAUGAUACCUAUGCUGACUGGGCUGAGAAGAUCUGGGAUUGGUCGACCACACAGUUAUUGGUAGAUACAUCGACCUGGGCUGUCGCCGACUCAGUUAGCAUCAGCAACAAUUGCAGCGAGCCAGACCACACGAGGUGGACGUACAACUACGGCGCGUAUCUGAUGGGCGCAGCGUACAUGUAUAACUAUACAAACGACUCGUCGACUUGGCUCACUCCAGUCAAUGGGCUGAUGAAUUCAACUCUCAGCACAUUUGCGUCUGCAACAUAUAAUAAUACACUCACUGACAUUCAAUGCGAAACCAGCGAGACCUGCGACAAUAAUGAAAUUAUUUUUAAAGGCCUUACUGCUGGUUGGCUUGCAUUUACCGCCCUCAUCGUACCGUCAACAUAUACUACCAUUAUGCCCGCGCUUAAAAUCUCGGCCCAGUCUGCUGCGGAGGCCUGCACAGGAUAUAGCAACAAUACCUGUGGUGUACGGUGGUCAAUAAAAAGCUGGGAUGGGUGGAUUGGCCUUGAAGAAUCCAUGAGCACGACCAAUGUUUUCUGGGCCAACCUGAUUCCAUACAACAUGACUUCAGGCCCUGUGACUUCGACAACUGGUGGAAAUAGCACCAGUAAUCCUACUGCUGGAACGGACGAUAGCACAGGUACAUCUGAUACGCCAAGGCCCAUUACGGCAGGAGAUCGGGCUGGCGCAGGCUUUAUAACGGCGUUGUUUGCUGGGAGCGUGAUUUCAGGAGUUUAUUGGUUGAUAACGAGUGAAUAG
Messenger RNA from Talaromyces rugulosus, 2439 nucleotides. RefSeq lists its product as uncharacterized. Lineage: Eukaryota; Fungi; Ascomycota; Eurotiomycetes; Eurotiales; Trichocomaceae. Gene Ontology annotation, molecular function: mannan endo-1,6-alpha-mannosidase activity. The transcript has 5 exons. Bases 1 to 2439 code for a protein of 812 amino acids. Gene Ontology annotation, biological process: carbohydrate catabolic process; fungal-type cell wall biogenesis. The record is from RefSeq and is a predicted model, not a curated record.